AUGCCCAUUCCCACACCAUCUUUCCCCGGGAGUAGCAAGUUAAGCUGGAUUGCGCCCUUGCUUGAGACAGAGAGGAAAGGCUCCACGAGUACGACCAGCACCGCCUAUGGGGCGACGGCGGCGGAUUCAAAGCCGGGGCGGGGUUCGUUCUGGAGCAAGGGCGACAUCGACUUCGAUGAGGAUGCCAUCGCCACGCAGGAGUCCGUCUUUGACGAGCCCACGCUGGCGGAGCGGUAUAAGCCCAGUCCGGAAUGGGAAAACAUCCACCGCUUCGAUCCUUCUGCCCGGUGGACCUGGAAAGAGGAGACGGCGGUGAUUAGGAAAAUUGACCGGCGCAUCAUGGCGUUUGCCUGCAUCGCCUUUAUGGCUCUCCAGCUUGACCGCGCCAACCUGUCGCAGGCGCUUUCAGAUAACUUUCUUGACGAUCUUGGCCUCACGACUGAUGAGGUCAUCAUGGUGAACCGCGUACUUCGAGACGACCCGAGUAAAGGGGAUAUGCACAACAGGCAACCUAUCACAUGGAAGCUGUUCCGCCAGAGUCUUUUGGAUUACGACCUCUGGCCGCUGUACAUUGUGGGCAUCUUGUGGUCGCUGCCCGUCAUCCCGGCCCAACAGUACUUCACGUUGCUGCUCCGAGACCAAGGCUUCAGCACUAGUGUCACGAACCUACUCACGAUACCGGCCAUGCUACUGUCCAUGUUCAGCGUCAUGCUCAUCACCCACAUCUCGGAACUAUACAACGAAAGGGCGCUCGUGAGCAUCAUCUCUCAGAUAUGGACCCUCGUGUUCCUCGUCCGCCUCUACACUACCGACACCACGGAGGCCAAUCCUUGGCUAACGGCUGGGAUGAUCGGCUCCAACAUUUACCAGUCGGAUGACCGGCCGCAGUAUCGCCGGGCCAAUAGACUGUUAAUCGGCAUCACCUGCUUCAACGUCCUAUUCUAUCUGUUGGUAAAGGCUUAUUAUAUCUGGAGGAACAAGAGUAAAAAGCGGCAGUGGGAUGCCAUGUCAGAGCGAGAAAAGCGACGAUAUUUGGACGAAUCCCGAGAUGCCGGUAACAAGAGGUUAGAAUUCAUUUUCGCACACUGA
This is a messenger RNA of Parascedosporium putredinis, 1089 nucleotides long. The record is from the annotation of a GenBank genome assembly. Lineage: Eukaryota; Fungi; Ascomycota; Sordariomycetes; Microascales; Microascaceae.